Malania oleifera is the source of this 2174-nucleotide messenger RNA. RefSeq lists its product as uncharacterized. The transcript has 2 exons. Bases 1177 to 2031 code for a protein of 284 amino acids. Lineage: Eukaryota; Viridiplantae; Streptophyta; Magnoliopsida; Santalales; Ximeniaceae. The record is from RefSeq and is a predicted model, not a curated record.
UUGUAACUUUGUAUUUUCUUUAUAUUUUGUGUAGAGAUCAUCAAAUUAAGUCUAUCAAUAUGUCACGUGAUAGAGGAAAUGAAAACUUACCUAGUGAAGAUAUUGGAUGGCAUUUUGGUACUGCGGUAGACGGUAAUAGACAUGUUAUUAUGUGUAAGUUAUGUGGGAAGAUAAUCAAAGGGGGCAUUACACGCUUGAAACAACACUUGGCACAUAAAAAGGGUCAAGUAGUUUGAUGCUCAAAUGUGACCACACAAGUAAGAGAACAAAUGAUGAAACAUCUACAAUAGUAUGCUGAGAAGAAAAGAGAUAAACAAAAAAGGCAAGAAGAAGUAGAAGCCCAAAUUAGAGGAGAUUUUGAGAAUUUGAGCGAUGAAGAAGACUUGGAAGAAGAAAGUAUGAGAUUUGCUCGACAAGAAAGCAUGCGAUCACAACAACAAUGGGAAGAGAGACAAAGAUUUCGAGCAAGAACAACUGGAAGGGGUAAUAUUUAUGAAGAGGGAGGUGGCUCUGGCAGUGGUGCUACCAGUGGUUUCAAUAGAGCAGGAGCUCGAUCUUAUAGUGGUCGAGAAGCUGGAGGUAGUGGACGACAAUGGAUCAAUCCUGAUGCCCCUGAAGCUAGACUAAAGGCAAUGGAUCUAUUUUAGAAAGAAGCAAGAGUGCGAAACAACCAAAACUCAACACAAAGUUACUGAAAGGUUUAAGAAGUAAAUUAGGAAAAGCGGUUGGAAAAUUCCUAAUUUAUAAUCGGAUUCCAGCGAAUGUAGCUGACUCUCCAUUUAUGCAGCCUAUGCUUGAUAUUGCUGCAGAGGUUGGAAAGGGGGUGAAGGGUCCAUCACCCUAUGAGAUAUCUGAAAUUUAUUUGGAGCAAGAGUAUCAAGAAAUGAAAAAUUAUAUAGCUUCUUUUGCUGGAAUUUGGAAGGAAAGAGGUGUAACACUUAUGUGUGAUGGUUGGUCAGGACCAACUAGAAAACACAUUAUAAACUUUUUAGUUUAUUGCGAUAGAGGCACCGUGUUUCAUAAAUCAGUUGAUGCCUCUGAUGUGCCAAGCAGAACAACUGAUAAUUAUUUCAGGUAAUUUUCUAAUUUUAAUUGUAUAUGCAAAUAGUAUUAUGGACUUGCAUGUUUUUAAUUAAAUAGUAGUAAUUAUUGAAUUUAUAAUUUCAUUUCAGAUUAAUGGAUGAGGUGGUUGAAGAAAUUGGAGAGGAGAAUGUUGUCCAAGUAGUGACUGAUAAUGAAGCUGCAAUGAAGGCAGGAGGAAAAUUAUUAAUGCAGAAGAGGCCCAAUCUCUAUUGGAUAGCAUGUGCAGCUCAUUGCAUAGACCUUAUUCUUGAAGAUAUUGGUAAGAAAAGUAACGUGAAGAAGGUCUUAGAAGAUGCAAGAACAAUAACCUCAUUUAUUUACAACCACACAUGGACAGUGAAUUUCAUGAAGAAAUUCACAAAUAAUAGAGAGUUACUUCGCCCUGCCAUCACUCGAUUUGCCACAAAUUUCAUUGCUUUGGAGACUAUUGUCAGGCAUAAACAAGCACUAAGGGAAAUGUUUACAUCUGAUGCUUGGAAAAACUCAAGGUUUGGAAUGGCAAAAUCAGGCCCAGCAUAUGAUUCAAAGAAAAUUAUCUUAGGCAAAGAGUUUUGGCAAAAGGCCUCUGAUAUAAUUAAAGUGCAAGAACCCUUGGUGAAAGUUCUUAAAUUGGUUGAUGGUGAUGAAAAACCAACCAUGGGCUUCAUAUACGAGGCAAUUGAUAGGGCAAAGUUGGUCAUUCAAAAAGAUUGCCGGUUUUACAAAGACUAUUGGAAAAUUAUUGACAACCGGUGGAGUUUUCAGUUGCACCAAGAUUUGCACGCUGCUGGGUAUUUUUUGAACCCACAAUUUCUUUAUGGUGCCCCACCCUCUCCUGAAGUUGCUAGAGAAGUCAUGGAUGGAGUUAAAAAAGUGAUAACCAAGUUGGUACCCGAUAUAGAUACUCAAAUUCGGGCUAUUAAUCAAGUAAGUAUUGGUUCCAUUAAAUUGAAUAAUGAAUUGUUCUAGUAUUCUGUAAUACUUUCAAGAAUAAUUAUUAAUACAUCUAAUUAAUUAAUUAUAUUUCACAAUCAUCAUUUUUUAGUUGUUGCUAUAUCGAGAUAGGCAGGAGACUUUUGGAACCCCGUUGGCUCAAAGGGCAGUGAAACAAA